UCUUUCUUUCUUUUUGAGACAUGGCCCGGGCAGUGGCUCCUGGAAAAGGAACAAGUGUGGGAAAAGAGAGAGGAAACCGGAGCUAAAUGACAGGAUGCAGGCGACUUGAGACACAAAAAGAGAAGCGUUGCUCUCGGUUCAAGGCAUUGCCUCGCCGCUUUCCUUUCUACAAGACGGACUGAGGAUUUUACAGCUCUAGGCGGAGUUGGAGCGCUUCGGAUCGUUUAGAUUCCCUUCUUUGCUCUGUUUUGCCCGCACGUCCUCAUUCUCCCGAGUCUCCCCGUGGAUCCGGCGAAGGGAGAAUGGAGAGGGGGCUGCCGCUCCUCUGCGCCGCGCUCGCCCUCGCCCUCGCCCUCGCGCCGGCCAGCGCUUUUCGCAACGAUAAAUGUGGCGAUACUAUAAAAAUUGAAAGUCCCGGGUACCUUACAUCUCCUGGUUAUCCUCAUUCUUAUCACCCAAGUGAAAAAUGUGAAUGGCUGAUUCAGGCUCCCGAACCAUACCAGAGAAUUAUGAUCAACUUCAACCCUCACUUUGAUUUGGAGGACCGAGACUGCAAGUAUGACUACGUGGAAGUCAUUGAUGGAGAAAAUGAAAAUGGACGUUUAUGGGGAAAGUUCUGUGGAAAGAUUGCCCCUUCUCCUGUAGUAUCUUCAGGACCAUUUCUUUUUAUCAAAUUUGUCUCUGACUAUGAGACACAUGGUGCAGGAUUUUCAAUACGUUAUGAAAUUUUCAAGAGAGGUCCUGAGUGUUCGCAGAACUACACAACCCCUAGCGGAGUGAUUAAGUCCCCUGGAUUCCCUGAAAAAUAUCCCAACAGCCUUGAAUGCACUUAUAUUAUCUUUGCACCAAAGAUGUCAGAGAUCAUCCUGGAAUUUGAAAGCUUUGACCUAGAGCCUGACUCAAAUCCUCCAGGGGGAAUAUUUUGUCGCUAUGACCGGCUGGAAAUCUGGGAUGGAUUCCCUGAGGUCGGCCCUCACAUUGGCCGUUACUGCGGACAGAAAACACCAGGUCGAAUUCGUUCCUCAUCGGGCAUCCUGUCCAUGGUUUUUUAUACCGACAGCGCCAUAGCAAAGGAAGGCUUCUCGGCCAACUACAGUGUCCUGCAGAGCAGCGUCUCAGAAGAUUUCAAAUGCAUGGAAGCUCUGGGCAUGGAAUCAGGAGAGAUUCAUUCUGAUCAAAUCAUAGCUUCUUCCCAGUAUAGUAUCAACUGGUCUCCAGAACGCUCACGCCUGAAUUACCCUGAGAACGGGUGGACUCCCGGAGAAGAUUCCUACAGAGAGUGGAUACAGGUGGAUUUGGGCUUUCUGCGCUUUGUCACUGCCAUCGGAACACAGGGAGCCAUUUCAAAGGAAACCAAGAAGAAAUACUACGUCAAGACGUACAGAAUAGAUGUCAGCUCCAAUGGGGAGGACUGGAUCACCCUAAAGGAAGGAAAUAGACCUGUUAUCUUUCAGGGAAACACCAACCCCACAGAUGUUGUGUUUGGAAUUUUCCCCAAACCACUGAUAACUCGAUUUGUCCGAAUCAAACCUGUGACGUGGGAAACUGGCAUAUCUUUGAGGUUUGAAGUGUAUGGCUGCAAGAUAACAGAUUACCCUUGCUCCGGAAUGUUGGGCAUGGUAUCUGGACUUAUUUCUGACUCCCAGAUUACAGCGUCAAACCAAGGGGAGAGGAGCUGGAUGCCUGAAAACAUCCGCCUCGUGACCAGUCGCUCUGGCUGGGUACUGCCGCCCGGACCUCAGUCAUACAUAAAUGAGUGGCUCCAAGUGGACCUGGGAGAGGAGAAGAUUGUGAGGGGCAUCAUCAUCCAGGGUGGGAAACACCGGGAGAAUAAGGUGUCCAUGAGGAAAUUCAAGAUCGGGUAUAGCAACAAUGGCUCGGACUGGAAAAUGAUCAUGGAUGACAGCAAGCGCAAGGCUAAGUCUUUUGAAGGCAACAGCAACUAUGAUACACCUGAGCUACGAACUUUUCCACCUCUUCCCACACGAUUCAUCAGGAUCUACCCUGAGAGAGCCACUCAUGGUGGCCUAGGACUAAGAAUGGAGCUACUGGGCUGUGAAGUGGAAGCACCUACAGCUGGACCGACCACUCCCAAUGGGAACCUAGUGGAUGAGUGUGACGAUGACCAGGCCAACUGCCACAGCGGAACAGGUGAUGACUUCCAGCUCACAGGUGGUACCACUGUGCUGACCACAGAAAAGCCAACCAUGAUAGACAGCACAAUACAAUCAGAAUUUCCAACAUAUGGUUUUAACUGCGAAUUUGGCUGGGGUUCUCACAAGACGUUCUGUCACUGGGAACAUGACAGUCACGUGCAACUCAAGUGGAGUGUGUUGACCAGCAAAACAGGACCGAUUCAAGAUCACACAGCAGGAGAUGGCAACUUCAUCUACUCCCAAGCCGAUGAAAACCAGAAGGGCAAAGUGGCUCGCCUGGUGAGCCCUGUGGUGUAUUCCCAGAACUCCGCCCACUGCAUGACCUUCUGGUACCACAUGUCUGGUUCUCAUGUGGGCACGCUGAGGGUCAAACUGCGCUACCAGAAGCCAGAGGAGUAUGACCAGCUGGUCUGGAUGGCCAUUGGACACCAAGGAGACCACUGGAAGGAAGGGCGUGUCCUGCUCCACAAGUCUCUGAAACUUUACCAGGUGAUUUUCGAGGGCGAAAUCGGAAAAGGAAACCUUGGUGGGAUUGCAGUGGAUGACAUCAGUAUUAAUAACCACAUUUCACAAGAGGACUGCAUGAGACCGGCAGACCUGGAUAAAAAGAACCCGGAAAAUAAAAUAGAUGAAACAGGGAGCACCCCAGGAUACGAGGGCACUGGAGAAGGUGACGAGAACAUCUCCAGGAAGCCAGGCAACGUGCUGAAGACCUUGGACCCCAUCCUCAUCACCAUCAUAGCCAUGAGCGCCCUGGGUGUCCUCCUGGGUGCUGUCUGUGGGGUCGUGCUGUAUUGUGCGUGUUGGCAUAACGGGAUGUCAGAAAGAAACUUAUCUGCCCUGGAGAACUAUAACUUUGAACUUGUGGAUGGUGUGAAGUUGAAAAAAGACAAGCUGAACACACAGAGUACUUAUUCGGAGGCAUGAAGGCAGACAGAUGAGAAGAUGAGAAUCAAGGUGGAAGGACAUAACUUGCGUGUGUUGAUCUUCUUUCACUGUACAGGCUGGGAAAUGCGUUGAUGACGCUGAGCCAGGCUUUUCUCAGGAGCUUCAAUGAGCAUGGCCGACAGACAUGAACGCGUUAGCUGCGUUAACAGUUGGGAUCAUGUAUAGUCGGCUUUUUCCUGUUGGUUUAAUUUGAAUAAUCAAAUGCUGGUGUUGAGACCAAGUAUGAUUGACUUAAUAAUUCAUUUUGACUUCCCCUCCCUUUCUCUCUCCUCUUCCUUAUAUGGAUUCUUUUCGGAAACUGUGCAAAAUCCAAGAUGCUGGCACCAAGUGUAUUCGGUGGGGCCCUUCUGACGGACACGCUGCCUGUAGCCCAGUGCCCAGAGUAUAUUAGAAUAGCCGCACUCCAGUGGACUCCUGAAGCUGUGCCUGUGUAUAAUUGCCCGCGUCGUUCAUAGGCGAAGAAGGAUUAGGAUGUUUUACUUUAAAGUCCUGUAGCCUCAGUACCAGUAUAGUGUGUCAGCUCUGUUUACGAAGCAAUACCGUCAAAUUUUCUUGAUGUUUUCCAGUGUUGUACUAAACCUCGUGCUUGUGAACUCCAUACAGAAAACUGUGCCAUCACCAAACACUGCUGACAACUGGGUGUGCUGUCGACAACCACAUUGAAAACCCCUUGGCACUGGCUAGUCCAUGUCCUCUCAAGUGCCUUUUUGUUUGUACCGGUUCUCAUUAUGUUACAUUAAUGACCUGCUCUGUUCCUCGCUGGUGAAAGCCCUACUCUCUAAUCAAACCCUGGUGGCCCACUGACUAAGGAGAAAUUAUAUUUUAGUGUGAUACGUCAGCCCCCGGGAAGGCAAGGGCUCCGAAGAUUUGGCAAUGUGGCUUAAUCGUUCUGCUUUUUCUGUAGUUCUAUUUCAUGUCUCUUGAUCCUUUUGUAUAAAGCUGCAAUAUUCUCUCCUCUCGUUCUUUCAUAUGGAAUGUAUUUUCAAAUGUAAACUCUUUCUCUCCUAUCUCUCUGUCCUUUUUCUCUCUUAGAAUUUAAGCAUCUGCCAUUGUCCAGAAAAAAAAAAACUUGCAGCUUUAACCUGCUGGUAAUGGCAAAGAAUUUUACUAGACUUUAUGUUUCAAAAUAAAUAAGGGAAAUUCCUAACUCUGCCCUCCAAAGUCUAACUUUGGUUUUCUUGUUAACUGGUUAAAGUGACAGUAUCUUUUUUCCUUAAGCCAUUUGUCUGUCUAAUUCACUCAAAACGAUCUUUGAUAGAAAUAUUUGUAUUCAAUGGAAAUAAUAAGUUGGAAGAAGAAAUAAUAUUAAUUGGCUUUCAAGUGAGACCAAAAGGAAGGACUAAAUACUCUUCUGCAAAUAUCCACAAACAUGAGAUUUUUACAUCCAUAUAUGCAAAAAAUGACCCCAUGAGAACCUUCUUGUUUUGGUAUUGAGUCAGACAAAGGAAGUGGAAGAAAGGACAGUUAAUUUAAGAAAGCAACUAUAAAUCUGGUGCCUGGCGAUAAAGUAUUUUCAGAUAAGGAGUAGGGGGAGGGACUAGUAAAGUCAAAACAAUGUUUUUAAAAAUCCAUUCAGCAGCAACCCUGAAAAAACAGAGACCUGAAUAAAUGCUUCUAGAAACUUCCAGUUGCUUACAAAGAAAAAGCCUGCCUUGGGUCUGGUAAGACCUAAGCCUCUAACAGCUCAGAGAAGUAAAUAUUUUAUCAGACAGCAUGUGAAUUAAUCCAAAGAAGCUUUAGUUGUUUUCAGUCUAUUUGUGUCAUGCCAUGUUGUACAUAAGAACUUUUAGAUUUUUCUCCCUUCCUGCAUUGCGAUAGGUCUCACUCAGAUACAUUUGUGGGAGUCACAUUUGCAUCAUGGAGAAGACAGUCCAUUCAUCUUGGUUUAAUUGGAUUGAGAAUGUCUUUCGUUUCCAGGAAUGUAUUGAUCAAUUUGAAAGAAGAAUAGACUUUUGUCCACAGAGGCAUUCAUUCACUUGUUGUAAUCACACAAGGACAAAAGCGCUAAGACUUGAUUUUUUCUCUUAAGGCAAUGGACUUAAAGUUGUCCUCAGCCAAGGAAAAAUGAUACUGAAACUUUAAAAAUUUAAAGUAUCUUGCACUGAUAAAUAUAUUUAAAAAUUAUAUGUUUAUAAAGUUAUUAAUUUGUAAAGGCAGUGUUACAAAAUGUUUAGUUUAUAUUGUUUUAGAUUGUUUCGUAAUUUUUAAAGGUGUAAAAUAACAUAUUUUUUUCUUUAUUGAAAUCUAUAAAACUUCCUGUAGUAAAAUGUUUUCAUUUUACUGGUAUAUUAUUGCUUCAUGUUUUGUACCAUCAUAAAAUUUUGUGCAAAUUUUUUUUACAGAAAUUUUUAUUUUCUAUGACAAUAUGACACUUGUAAAUUGUUGUUUCAAAAUGAACAGCGAAGCCUUAACUUUAAAUGACAUUUGUAUUCUCAGACACUGAGUAGCAUAAAAACCACAUAGAACUGAACUGUAACUUAAAUUCCAAACUAUGACUACUACAUUCCAAAGAAACAGUUGAAUUAAACAUUUUCAUAAAAUAUCCCAAA
Messenger RNA from Pteropus alecto (black flying fox), 5653 nucleotides. It is a transcript of the gene NRP1, whose product is annotated as neuropilin 1. Gene Ontology annotation, cellular component: membrane. The record is from RefSeq and is a predicted model, not a curated record. The transcript has 17 exons. Gene Ontology annotation, biological process: angiogenesis; axon guidance; vascular endothelial growth factor signaling pathway. NCBI's taxonomy places the organism in Eukaryota, Metazoa, Chordata, Mammalia, Chiroptera, Pteropodidae. Gene Ontology annotation, molecular function: vascular endothelial growth factor receptor activity; semaphorin receptor activity. Bases 303 to 3083 code for a protein of 926 amino acids.